UUCAAUAUUAAUAUUUUUYACUUCCUUGAGGACGUGUGGGGGUUUCCCUUGAAGUUUCAAAAAGUUUGCCAGUGCAUGCGAAAUACUAAACUGUCCCUGAAAAAAUGUUUGCUUCCYAAUUGUAUCUAAAUGGUGAUUGAAAUAUUAUAAUCAAAAUAAAGGAUCAAUUACAUUGAGGUAUUUUUUUCCGGAGUGAAAUGCUGACAAAGUAUUUUUCCACUGCUAUUGAUGGAUAUGAUGAGUGGGGAAUAUUUGACUAGAAUUGGAUAACACGUGUGCUAUCAUAUUUUCAUUUAUCUCUACAUUUUCAACCAUCUUUUUUUUUAUCUUGGCAAGCUAAUUUAAUUUUAGUAUAGUGACCACACAAAGCACAAAUGUACAGAUGUUUGCGAAAAUACAACAAAUACAAUGUUUUCACGAGCCAAAGUGGAAACAAACGUAGUUGACGUAGCCAUUAACGCGUUGUUUUGUCUUGUGAAUGUUUAUGUCCAGAUGUUGACAGGUUGAAGCGUUGAAAGAUUGCAACGAUUAUAAGAAAUCUUGCAUUAUUCCCCCUCAUUCUUAAAAUACACGGAUGACAUAGUUCUCAUAUUUUCCGGGUUGCUAUAUAAGCCUGUCUGAAGAGCCUAGCCAGUCAUAACCGCACUGUCACAGAGAGUGAAACACUCCACAACUACGCAAACCAGAAAAUUCUCGAGUAUUUUAUUGAAGAAUUCAUUGAAAGCAGUCGCGUUACAAAGCAAUAAGGAACACUUGCGCAAGACAACACCACUACUAAGGAGAUUAGAGAAGACGGCAUUAUUUUCUUUCGUAAUUUACAGACAAGAUAGGGAACACAAGGAAUCAAUUUAAGGGCAUCUUGUCCGAUUUGUCCAAGAUGAAAUCCAAGCUGAGAAGGUUAACUUUGAGAGACAGACUACCCAGACAUGCAUCAUGGGAAGUACUUUCGCUUCCUCGCUCAGUCUUUAAAGUUGUUGUACUAGGUGCAGGAGGAGUUGGCAAAACAUCGUUGAUUCAGAGAUUUGUAAUGGACGAUUUUCCUCGGUAUUAUACGCCUACAGUUGAAGACAUUUACGAGAAAACUGUUUCCAUUAAUAAAGACUUUGGAGCGUUUUUCGAGAUUCUCGAUACCGCUGGGUCUUACCAGUUUCCCGCCAUGAGGAGAUUGACAAUCGGACGUGGAGACGCGUUUAUCUUAGUUUAUUCAUUAUCAGACGAUAAUAGUAUCGAAGAAGUGUUGCGUCUCCGUCAGGAAAUUAUUGACAUAAAAGGAACAAGUGAAGUUCCAGUGGUUAUAGUAGGCAACAAGACGGACUUAGUCACGAAAGACAAGAGAGAAAAAGUGCGACGAAAACUCUCGUGUCUUGUUGGAGGAGAGAACUUGAUACGAUCAGAAACAUCUGCUAAAUUUGCUAUCAAUGUAAAUGGCGUGUUUCAAGCUUUACUUGGACAAAUAGCUGUUGUUAGUAAUGAACGUAUUAGAAGAAUUUCAAGCUCAAUGACAAUUUGAACAUUAAUUAUUGUGAACGGUGUGCGCGCGGCGCGUCGAAAGGUCAUAAGGUUUUCGUGGGUAAACAUGCCACAUACGUAGUAGUGAGGGCAUUAAAUUUGCGAAAAUAUGCCUUAUACAGAAGCAGUUAGAUCGAGAAUGUGAAUCUAGAAAACACAAUUAUCUAACUUGACAUUUGUGUGCCACAAGUGCUAAGAUUCCUGAGAUGAGAUAAUGAAUAUUAACUGAGCCUAAAAUAAAGUUCUUGGAUACCAAAAUAGUUUUUUUUUCCAUUAUGUCAAAUGCGGCUAGAUCAGGAAUGUAAAGACAAGUGUGUUUCUCGAACCUCAGUCUACAUUCUUCGGUAGGAUAGUCAAGGUGAACUGAGUGCUGACACAGACAAAAAUAAAAUCAAUAUAUUCAUUUCACGGAUUUCUUGCCCUCACGUUAAAUAUUCAAUGCACAAUAUUUGUAAAAAUGCGAGUUUCUGUCAAAAAUAUUCUAUUUAAAAAUGUUUUGUAUAUUGAAUAAUAAAAAACUAUGAAUUGAA
Exaiptasia diaphana is the source of this 2039-nucleotide messenger RNA. Its product is annotated as ras-related protein Rap1-like. NCBI's taxonomy places the organism in Eukaryota, Metazoa, Cnidaria, Anthozoa, Actiniaria, Aiptasiidae. Gene Ontology annotation, molecular function: GTPase activity; GTP binding. The coding region runs from base 878 to 1510 and encodes 210 amino acids. The transcript has a single exon. The record is from RefSeq and is a predicted model, not a curated record.